AUGCAUCCAGAUUUCUAUUUCUUUGUUAUUGCCUUUUUAAUUUUAAUUUUUGUAGGGAUCUUUACAAGUCUGUUUAUCACAGUGGUCAGUUACAAGAGCUGGGCCAAAAGCAACAGCAUCUCCUCUUCUGAUAGGAUCCUAUUCAGCUUGGGCAUCACCAGAUUUCUAACGCUGGGACUGUUUCUGCUGAAUAUUAUCUACCACACAGCUGCCGGUGUUGAAAGGUCAGUGUACAUAUCCAUCUUUUUACAAGUGUGUUGGAUGUUUUUGGACUCCAUCAGUGUCUGGUUUGUGACCCUGCUCAACAUCUUGUACUGUGUGAAGAUUGCUAACUUCCGAACCUUGGUGUUUCGCCUGCUGAGACAGAAUAUUUCUCCCAAGACCCCGAGGCUGCUGGGGGCCUGUGUGCUGAUUUCUGCCUUCACCACUCUCCUACAUGUUGUGCUCAGAGAGACGCUCCAUCUUUCUAACUUUGUUUCCAAGAGAAAUGGCACUAUGUUUGGCACCAAUGAGGACAUCUUGUCUUUGGUGAUCUCUCCAGUCUUGAGCUCGUUUGUCCAGUUGACCAUCAAUGUGACUUGUGCUUCCUUGCUAAUACGUUCUUUGAGAAGACACAUAAAGAAGAUGCACAGAAACGCCACUAGCCUCUGGAGCCCCCAGACUGAAGCUCACAUCGGAGCCAUGAAGCUGAUGAUCUACUUCCUCGUCCUCUACAUCCCAUACUCACUCACUAGCCUCAUCUGUUAUCUCCCUUAUGUGAAGGUAGAUUUGAGACUCAGAUGUGUUUGUAUAAUUCUUUCCACUCUUUACUAUCCAGGACAUUCUGUUCUCAUCAUUUUCACUCAUCCUAAGCUAAAAACCAAAGCAAGGAAGAUUCUUUGUUUCAACAAAUAG
Molecule: messenger RNA, 894 nt
Organism: Lepus europaeus (European hare)
Lineage: Eukaryota; Metazoa; Chordata; Mammalia; Lagomorpha; Leporidae
Gene: TAS2R4
Product: taste 2 receptor member 4
Exons: 1
Coding region: 1-894 (297 amino acids)
Biological process (GO): G protein-coupled receptor signaling pathway; detection of chemical stimulus involved in sensory perception of bitter taste; sensory perception of taste
Cellular component (GO): membrane
Molecular function (GO): bitter taste receptor activity; G protein-coupled receptor activity
Source: RefSeq, a predicted model, not a curated record